UUUUUUUUUAUAGGUGCACAUAUGCUAUUCAGCAUUGAUACCGCUAAAUUGGUUUAGGACCAGUUCCUAACCGACACCAAUUUGGGUUUCUCCAGUAGUGCAAUUGCGAUGUCUAGUUCUUAGUGCAGAAAAUUUCGACAAAUUUAAGUCAUUUUUAUGUAGCUCAAUUGUGUGCCACGAUUUGUGCAAGCAUAUUAACCUAAUUCUCUUCUUCUCCCUCCCUCUUUUCCUAUGCGUGAUGCGAAUGACACGAUCUCAGCCCACUCAUUGGACUCCUCCUCAGACCAGGCAGCGACAAGGUGCAACCUCUCCUAACCAUUAUUACUUCCACACCUUGAUCUGUUACCAACCGUGCACGUCACUUUCCUCAAACCCCACGCCGCCAAGGCCCACCAGACUGGACACCUACUCCUCAAACCAGACAGUGACGAGGUGCAACCUGUAUAUAUUAAAAAAAGGCAACAACAUCAUCUAUUAAAAAACAGAAGGAAUAUUCCUAAGCUUGUAUAUAUAAAUUCAAACCUUUCCAUAAAGUGUAGCACUCAUCAGUUGUGUUUACAUGCACAAAUUGUUGGCACGCAUUGUAUUUGUAGCUGCAAUAUCUUCCAUCAUCAUCCAUCCAAACAUAUACAUAUAGAAUCAUGAAGCAAAAAUCGUUCAUGUCACGCCGCUGGGGAAACCCUGAGUUGAUUACGCCCGCGAGGGCGACGCCGCAAGAGAGCAAGCCCCUCUCUGACCUCGACGACCACUGGGACCUGCGCUACCUGCAGCCAGGCCUCGACUUCUUCCACGCGGUAGACGGCGAUCAUUGGCCGGCGAGACCGGGGGACAGCAUCAAAACGGCCCUAGCAGAGGCCCUGGUGUACUACUACCCGAUCGCCGGCCGCUUGCGGGAGAUGCCCAAGGGCCACAGGCUCGCCGUGGAGUGCACCGCCGAAGGGGUGGUGUUCGUGGAGGCAGAGGCGGAGGCAACGUUGGAGGACUUCGGCGAGCCACCGAUGCCGACGUUCCAUGGCGCCGAGGGGUUCCUGUGCGAUGUUGGAGACGCCAGAGUCAUCGUUGGGAGGCCACUGUUUUACAUGCAGGUAAAUCCAGCAUGCAAGCAUGGAUUGACCAUUACUCAUAUGUGCUUAAUUGAUCAAAAUGUUUAUUUGGCAGUAUCCAAACACCUUGAGUCCUUGAGAUACAUAUGCUUUCAAACACCACUUGAUUAUAUUGCAUACAUUAAGAACGGUUUUGCUAAAAAUAUGACCCCAUAUUUUCUUGGGAAAAUUGCAAAAACCACCCCCAUAUGCUUAGAUUUCUUUCUAUAAGACGAUUAGUUGCUAAUACCCUUCCUAAUUCACAUUUGUUUAAUUUUAAUCAACGAUUACCGUCGUUCAUGUGUUUUCUUUCACUUCCAAAUGUGUGACAUGACUUAGCGUAUCUGUUGAUGAAUAAGGACCCAAACACACCAGUAGUAAUAUAAAAAUUAAAGAUGUUUUUGCCGGUAUUUUGGCAUGUCAUCUCUGUAUGAGUCGGUUAUUAAGUUCGUUUACUUUUGGAAAUACAUAUCCGUAUUUGAGUUCCGUAUUUGAGUUAGUUUUUAAG
Messenger RNA from Oryza sativa Japonica Group (Japanese rice), 1590 nucleotides. NCBI's taxonomy places the organism in Eukaryota, Viridiplantae, Streptophyta, Magnoliopsida, Poales, Poaceae. The record is from RefSeq and is a predicted model, not a curated record.